Molecule: messenger RNA, 846 nt
Organism: Emys orbicularis (European pond turtle)
Lineage: Eukaryota; Metazoa; Chordata; Testudines; Emydidae
Gene: ELOVL7
Product: ELOVL fatty acid elongase 7
Exons: 7
Coding region: 1-846 (281 amino acids)
Biological process (GO): sphingolipid biosynthetic process; very long-chain fatty acid biosynthetic process; fatty acid elongation, saturated fatty acid
Cellular component (GO): endoplasmic reticulum membrane; endoplasmic reticulum
Molecular function (GO): fatty acid elongase activity
Source: RefSeq, a predicted model, not a curated record
AUGGCCUUUAGCAAUUUGACAUCAAAAGCUGCACUGCUUUAUGAUGAAUGGAUUAAACAUGCUGAUCCAAGAGUGGAAGGCUUCCUACUCAUGUCUUCACCUGUGCCACAGACUAUUAUCAUUGGAGCCUAUAUUUAUUUUGUCACUUCUUUGGGACCAAAACUCAUGGAAAACCGAAAACCUUUUGAACUCAGGCAGAUAAUGGCAUUUUACAAUUUUGGUGUGGUAGCCCUUUCAGUGUAUAUGACUUAUGAAUUUCUUAUGUCUGGUUGGGCCACAGGUUAUUCAUUCCGAUGUGACCUUGUUGACUACUCCAGGUCACCUACAGCUCUGAGAAUGGUUCGGACUUGUUGGCUGUACUACUUCUCCAAAUUCAUUGAAUUAUUAGACACUAUCUUUUUUGUUCUGCGAAAGAAAGAGGGCCAAAUUACAUUCCUGCAUGUCUUGCAUCACUCAAUCAUGCCGUGGACCUGGUGGUUCGGAGUCAAAUUUGCUGCAGGUGGGUUAGGAACAUUCCAUGCUCUGUUAAACUGUGUUGUGCACGUCAUCAUGUACAGCUACUAUGGACUCUGUUCACUGGGACCAGCCUAUUAUAAAUACUUGUGGUGGAAAAAACACAUGACAUCUAUACAGCUUGUUCAAUUUCUUAUGGUUACAGUUCACAUAGGACAAAUCUACUUUAUGGAUGAUUGUCCAUACCAGUAUCCAGUUUUUAUAUUCAUUAUUUGGCUCUAUGGCUCUAUGUUUUUACUCCUGUUUCUCCACUUCUGGUAUCAUGCUUACACCAGAGGGCAGAGACCACCAAAGACUAUGAAAAACGGAAUCAGCAAAAGCAAAGAUCACUGA